Molecule: messenger RNA, 366 nt
Organism: Caenorhabditis briggsae
Lineage: Eukaryota; Metazoa; Nematoda; Chromadorea; Rhabditida; Rhabditidae
Gene: Cbr-nlp-40
Product: Protein CBR-NLP-40
Exons: 4
Coding region: 1-366 (121 amino acids)
Source: RefSeq, a predicted model, not a curated record
AUGAAGCUUCUAAUUUUGCUUUCUUGUGUCGCCGCAGUUGUUGUUUUUGCUGCUCCAUCGGCUCCAGGACUCGAGGAGAAGCUUCGUGCACUCCAGGAGCAGCUUUACAAUAUUGAGAAGGAGAAUGGAGUUGACGUGAAACAGCAACAACCGGCUGAAAGAGAUACUUUUCUCGGAUUCGUUCCACAAAAGAGAAUGGUCGCCUGGCAGCCAAUGAAGAGAUCGAUGGUUAACGAAGACUCGAGAGCCACACUUCUCCAUGCCAUCGAAGCUCGUCUUGCCGAGGUUCUUCGUGCCGGUGAGCGCCUCGGAGUCAAUCCAGAAGAGGUUUUGGCCGAUCUUCGUGGACGUAACCAAUUCCAAUAA